AUGUUUAACCAUAAUAAUGGAAAGGAGAAGAGAAAUCGACAAGCAGAGCCUCAUCCUUGUGGAAGUAAAGGUUUAGAACAACUCAUUUCAAUGGAUGAAUGUGCCAAACAUAUCAUUGACAGUGCAUUAAUGAAGAUUCAGAAGCAGCUAAUUGAAAAAUCAAAGCAAAGUGGACUUUGUAAUUCAAAUGAUCCUUCACUUGACUACAAACUGCAGGAUUCCAAUUUUGAGAGGACAGAGGCGACCACAGGUUUCACUAUCCCUAACUUUAUCCCGUCAAAACGAGGAGGGGGGUGGCAGCAACCUCAGUACCAAGAAUCAAGAAAGGAAGAUAUUUCAAGCAUCCUCACAUCAACCAUCCAGAAGGUCAUGCGUGAAGCUGUUUCUAAUGUAGACAACAAUAGCCACAACAUGAGUAGAGGUCACCGGCAGGCUCCUCCUCUUGAAAGCAAGCUUCAGAGGAUAAAGGCUGCUUCAAAACCAGCCAGUGGUCCAUUGGAUAUGUAUGGCAACAUGGACCACCCUAUGAAUAUGCUAGAUAUUGACCAGCUGGUGAAAUCUAUGACUAAAUUGUGUCUUUUAGAGUCUGGAGGCAAUGGCUCAAAUUUAGGCAGUGGGGACACAUCACAUAAACAGUAUAAUGGCUCAUCUCAACAUUUGGGAGGGCCAAGAAGAGCUUCAGUAGUCAGAUCUAAUAUGAGACAAGGUGGUACAAAUGCAGUUAUAGUAACUAAUCAGAAUGGUGAAAGUGCUUCUUUGAACAAAGAACUCCAGGCUAUCCUCCAGUGGAUGGUGGCUUCUCAUUUCAAUGUGCCCAACCUGACAUUCUUAAAUGACAGAGAAGGAGAACUGGCUGACCUUCCACAACUAGCCCAGAAAGCAACCAAGAAGGGCUACAGUGUGGGAGAAAUUCUUCAGAAAGUAAUGAGGUACCUUGAAAGAACACAGAUGGAGGAAGCAGUGGGGAAAAGGCCUCAGUGUGGAUUGAUCCGCUGGCUACACGCCAACUUGUAA
Molecule: messenger RNA, 1014 nt
Organism: Python bivittatus (Burmese python)
Lineage: Eukaryota; Metazoa; Chordata; Lepidosauria; Squamata; Pythonidae
Product: A-kinase anchor protein 4-like
Biological process (GO): intracellular protein localization
Cellular component (GO): sperm fibrous sheath; cytoplasm; sperm principal piece
Molecular function (GO): protein kinase A binding
Source: RefSeq, a predicted model, not a curated record